AUGGGAUGGGAUGGAGGGUCCCGGCACUCAGCCCCCUUGGCCAGGCGCGGCUCGGCGCGGCUCGGCACAGCUGGCUGCGGGCGGGCAGAUGCUGCGGCGGCAGCGCGGCGGGCUGGGCAGGGAGCAGAUGGGCUGCAGCGAGCGCCAUAUGGCCCGUUCAGCCUCUCACCCCGGAUAUCACCAGCCGCAGCCCGGCCGGCACACGCAGCGCUCCCGCGGCAGCGGAGCCGGACACCCAGCACCGGGAACAUCUCUGCGUUCCGGGGCCCGACAAGCGCUGCGAGCGGCCGGCAGCGACACGGGGACAGCGCGGCUCCGGGCCUCCCGCGGGACAGCGACAGGGACUCUGCGGACACGGGCAUUGCUGCCGUAAAUACCUCGUGUCAGCGGACACCGCCUGCUCGGCUGAGCUCCAGGGGCGCGCCGGCAGCGGGACGAGAGGGACAGGAACGCUCCGUUGAAGUUUCUGGGAUAUCUGAGGGGGAUAACGGAGCGCUUGUGAGCCUCUCACGGACAUCAGGGCCGUGUCAGAGCUGCCGUGUGCAACACGAGUGUGAGCCCUGGGACCGAGUGCCCGGGGCCGGGGCUGCGGGGAGGGGAGCUGGGAGCUGCUGCAGCCCUGGGACACCGACCUCGACAGGGGCUGGGGCUGCCCAGGGGUCAGACACCAGCUCCAGGCUGCGCCUCCUUCUCCGUGUGGGGACCUCGCACCCCGUGCGACACCGGACAGAGGCACGCUCCACCCUGGCUCCCUCUGAAGGCUCCCUGCAGUGGCAGCGCUCUGGAUCUGGGUGAUGGCGCUGGCACAGCUGUCCCUGCUCAGCUGUCCCUGCUGUGGGGACGGGGGGGGGCUGCUGGAGGGGCUGGCACUGCCCCCUGCACCCCUGGGCACAGGCAGGGCGCCCAGCCCCUGAUACACAACUGUCCUUUUGUAUUAGAUGCUCUUUGCUGGUCUGAAACUUUGGUCUGCUGGAGAGGCCACAAAUCCCUUCCCUGCCAAAACUGUCCGCUGAAACACGGUGGUGUUUCAGGUUAGACACGGGGUGAGCGGUGAGGUGGGUCUGUGCAGGGAAGGGCCUGAUGCAGGGGCUGCACUGGUGCUGCAGGGGCUGCACUGGUGCUGCAGGAGCUGCACUGGUGCUGCAGGAGUGUCACUAUAGGACAUGAAAGAACACAAGCGCGCACCGCUGUUCUCAAGGUGAAGAAAAAAGGGAAGUUUAUUUUCUGACUCCAGCAUUUAUAGUUUUCCUAAAGUGGCGGUGGAUUGGAGGGUGACAGUGCCACCUCUCCUGUGACACUGGACAAACCAACAGUCCAUCAACUUUCUCCUCCUCCAUAAAGGAAUGCAAAACAAUGAGUUAUUUACAACAAGUGUGUGAGAAAGUUCACUACAAGAAUGUCAACAUCAGAAGGCUCCGAAAAUCCUAAAAAAACAGGGUGACACAGGAGCUGCACUGGGGCUGCAGGAGCCUCCUGAGGAUGCCCCACAGGCUCAGCCCUGCCGCGCCCACCGAGCCCUGUUGCUGGCUAAGGGCUCUGUACAAACCACAGACAGGACGGGGCUGCUGUGGAACUGCCUUGAGCUGUUUGAUUUUCAGCAUCAGCCUCAUUCCAUGGUGAUGACAAUGGGAAGAUGCCACCGGCUCACAUCCCAGGCAGCAGAUAAAACUCCAUUACUAAGCUUAGAACUUCUUAAUAUCUCACUAGAUAAACUUUUCUGCAGUUUUAAGAGUUGUUCUAGCCAAGCACUAAUACACAGACCAUUGCUCUA
This is a messenger RNA of Melospiza melodia melodia, 1771 nucleotides long. RefSeq lists its product as uncharacterized. The coding region runs from base 1 to 795 and encodes 264 amino acids. The record is from RefSeq and is a predicted model, not a curated record. NCBI's taxonomy places the organism in Eukaryota, Metazoa, Chordata, Aves, Passeriformes, Passerellidae. The transcript is spliced from 2 exons.